GCCUCCGCCGCCGCCUCGUUGCUAGGCGACGGGCGGGCGGCCGCCAUGUUGAAGGCGAAGGUGUUGCUGGUGGGACCCCGCGAGUCUGGAAAAUCCGUGUUGGCAAACUUUGUUUCGGAGAGCACAGAGGGGAUUGGCAGCUAUGUCCCAACACAAGGAGUGAGGAUCCUGGAGUACGAGAAGCCAAACUUAAAUGGGAACAGCAAGGGAGCUGGGUGUCGAUUUGAGCUGUGGGACUGCAGCGGUGAUCAGAAGUUUGAAACAUGCUGGCCAGCUCUUAUGAAGGACUCUCACGGUGUAAUAAUAAUCUUCAAUCCUGAGCUGCCCAGUCACCUGAAAGAAAUUGAAAUGUGGUACUCCUGCUUCGUGCAGCAGCAGCCGCUGCUCGACAGCCAGUGUCUCCUUGUUGCACAUCACAAGCCAGGUAGCGCAGAGGACACAGAAAAUCUGUCCUUAGCUUACCCACUGAACAAGCUGAAACUAAUACAUUCCAACUUAGAAGAAGAUCCUGAAGAUGUUCGGAUGGAAUUUAUGAAAUACUUCAGAAGCAUUAUCAACGUAAUAAAUGAGAGCAGAGAGAAGGAAGAAAUGUCAAUUAUUUCAUAACAUUAAAAGAAAGUAAAGGAUUGGUUGAACUUUGUAAGCUGUGCUAGCAACAUCCUUUGCAAGAAGAAUUUGCCAGGCUAUAAAUGCUUCAAAUAAUGCAGAUUUGUAACUUAAGCAGAAGAGGCAAGUGCUGACAUCAGAUAAACUGUGGUACCAAAGAGGUGGCUGCACACCCAAGAAUUUGUGUACCUUUUGGUAUGUUCAAUUUUUCAUUUGCUGUCAGGUGUACAGGAAGGUGUUGGUCAGUGUGUUAAUGGGCACUAAAAGGUAAAGAUCUUGAUUGUCUCCUCACUCAAGAAUCCCUUUUUGUAAAGGUGCUAAUAGAAAGCAUGACAGAAGUUAAGCUUUGUGGAGUUCUGUUGAAGCAUCAUAAAGUGCUCAUGUGAGCUGUGUUCCUGGAGGAGUUAUGCUUUUGGAAGUCAGCAGAAAUCUGAUGGGAGUGGAGAUCUGAGCAGCAGUUGUUGGUGUGGACCAAACACGUGCACACGUUGUCAUGUUUUAAUAUAACAAAUUCUCCUUUCUGUCCAGCAUCCGAAGAGAGCACAUUUCAUAGCUAUUGCUCUGGCAAGUCAGAAUUGCAGCCUUUCUCAUGACAGCUUUUCCUCUGCUGCAACAAACUCGUCCUCAUUGGAGACAAGGUAUGGGUUACUCUGAGAGAGAAGGAAUCAAAAUCUCAGUGCAGUGCAAUUACUUUGGCCUAUUCCUGGAGCUCCAAUAAGCAGAAAAAUAAGUGCUGCAUUCUCCAGAGGAGGAAAAGCAGCUUCAAACUUGGAUUACUGCUCCCUGUUGUACUGAAAUAAGUGGUUUCAUAGAUGAUUUACUUUCUGUUUUGUUUGGUUUGCAUUCAUCCCUGUUCUUAAUGUGUUCUGCUGUGGAAGGCAUUUUUUGUAAUAUAAUACUAAGGCAAUAAAAUUGUUUUUAUAAUAAAAUUGCAUCCUUUUUGCCCUCAAAGGGAAAGUGAA
Messenger RNA from Tympanuchus pallidicinctus (lesser prairie-chicken), 1568 nucleotides. RefSeq names its product intraflagellar transport 22 (gene IFT22). Gene Ontology annotation, cellular component: endomembrane system. The record is from RefSeq and is a predicted model, not a curated record. NCBI's taxonomy places the organism in Eukaryota, Metazoa, Chordata, Aves, Galliformes, Phasianidae. Bases 46 to 606 code for a protein of 186 amino acids. Gene Ontology annotation, biological process: intracellular protein transport. The transcript is spliced from 5 exons. Gene Ontology annotation, molecular function: GTPase activity.